Molecule: messenger RNA, 1371 nt
Organism: Solanum tuberosum (potato)
Lineage: Eukaryota; Viridiplantae; Streptophyta; Magnoliopsida; Solanales; Solanaceae
Product: syntaxin-22-like
Exons: 7
Coding region: 130-951 (273 amino acids)
Biological process (GO): intracellular protein transport; vesicle-mediated transport; vesicle fusion
Cellular component (GO): membrane; endomembrane system; SNARE complex
Molecular function (GO): SNAP receptor activity; SNARE binding
Source: RefSeq, a predicted model, not a curated record
GACUCUAAUGAGAACAGUAAAUACGAAAAAAAGAAGAAGCACUUAAACGUGUAGCACGAAUCCAAUUUCUUGUUCCAUUUUCGCCCAAUUUAGGUUUGGAUUUCUGAAUUUUGAUCAAAAUUCGAAGAAAUGAGCUUCCAAGAUCUACAUGCCGGUCGAUCAUCGGGUCCUCGUCGGAGCAAUGUCAACGGGAAGCAAGACCCGACCCAAGCUAUGGCCUCUGGAAUUUUCCAGAUCAACACCGCCGUUUCCACUUUUCAGAGGCUGGUUAACACCCUAGGUACCCCUAAGGAUACCCCGGAGCUACGUGACAAGUUGCACAAGACAAGACUACAUAUUGGGCAAUUAGUGAAAGAUACUUCUGCUAAACUUAAGCAAGCCAGCGAAACAGAUCAUCGAAUUGAAGUCAGUGCUAGCAAGAAAAUUACAGAUGCUAAGCUUGCUAAAGAUUUUCAAGCUGUAUUGAAGGAGUUUCAAAAAGCUCAGAGGCUUGCAGCUGAGAGGGAGACGUCAUAUUCACCUGUUGUUCCCCCAGCAGUUCUUCCUUCUAGUUACACGGACAGUGAGAUAGAUGCCUCUUCAGAUAAAGGUCAAGAGCAGCGAGCUCUACUUGUGGAAUCUAGAAGACAAGAGGUUGUUCUUUUGGACAAUGAGAUUUCCUUUAAUGAAGCUAUUAUAGAGGAAAGGGACCAGGGAAUACAAGAAGUACAACAACAGAUAGGUGAAGUGAAUGAGAUAUUCAAGGAUCUUGCCGUGCUUGUUCACGAGCAAGGAACCAUGAUCGAUGAUAUUGGUUCCAACAUUGAGAACUCUCAUGCUGCAACUGCACAAGGGAGAACACAACUUGCUAAAGCUGCAAAGACCCAAAGAUCAAAUUCAUCUCUGACCUGCUUACUCAUGGUGAUUUUUGGAGUUGUGCUCCUUAUUGUUAUCAUAGUACUUGCAGCUUGAUUUGAAGAUUUCGAGAUAUAGAGAAGGAUCCUAAACUCUAUUAGAAACAACCUCUCUACCCCACAAAGGUAAAAGGUAAGGUCCGCGUACAUUCUAGGCCAAGGAUAAAGUCAGCAUACAUCUUUACCUUCUCCAAACCCCACUUGUAGGAUUACAUUGCGUAUGUUUUUGCUCUAGAGCAUCAUCCUAAACUAAGUAGGGAAGAUAUCUUUGUGACUCAAGUUGUUUGAAGGCUGUCCCUGGCCAGCAUAAAACUGUGCUGCCUUCGAAUCUUUGGUCGUACAAAAAAAAGGUAAGUUCUGUAUAGGGUUUGUUUUUAAUAUUGUAAAUUUGGUGUUUAGGUUGCUAGGUAUGUUGCUGCUUUGUAAUGACACUAAUAACAGGUUUGUCAAUAAGAAGUAAAGAGUAUUUUUUGUGAAA